AUGGAAAAAAUUUCUAGAUAUCAAUUUUUAACAUCAUUUGGGGUUAAUUACUAAAACACUUAUAUGGUUGCAGGAUCUGACCAAUAAAUCUUUGUAUUUUAAUUUAAAGAAGGAAUAAUUAAAUAAAUGAAAAUUCUAUGGAAUCAUAAAGACUAUAUUUUAACUCUAAACUUUUUUAAAUGGAACUAAAUUUUUAUUUCAGGUUCUAGAGAUGGCUCAUUUAUUUUAUGGUCUAUAAAUCUAUUGUAAAAUGGAAAAUACUUAUUAAAAGUAAGUGCUCAUUCUGGAUUUAUUAAUUGUAUAGCAUUGCCAAAAUCUACUGAAAAUUUUGUGAUUUCAGGUAGUAAUGAUAGCACUAUAAAGAUUUGGUCAUCAUAUAAUAACUCAUUUUCAUAAUUUUCAUGUUCUUAAAAGAUCACAGAACAUUCUUAAUGUGUUUUUGGAUUGUCUAUUAAUAAUAGUGGGAAUCAAUUUUUAUCUUGUGGCAAAGAUGGAUUAAUAUUAGUAAUCGAAAAAUGCCUUUCUUAAAAUUGGAUUCUCAAACAGAGAAUAUAAUAUUUAGGAUUUGGAUAUAGAAUAUCUUACUUAUCAGAUUUAAUAUUCUCUUUUUAACCAACUUUUCCCCAACCAAAUAACUAUUUAUUAAUUUAUUAAUUAGACCCUAGAACUUAAUUAUAUGUUUAAGUCUAAUAAUUAUUAGUGAAAGGUGGAGGUUAAGGUUGUACCACCAAUUUUCCAAUGUUAUAUAAUUCUUUUUAAAAUGUUUUGUUAGAUAAAAAUGGAACUUACCUUAAUAUAAUCUCUUUUGAUAGAGAAUAAGAAUACAAUUAUUAGUUUAAUUUAGAAAACAUAAUCAAUUUCAAUACUGACACAUUUUAUGGUACAAUGAGUUUAAAUGGAGAAUAUUUAAUAACAUGGGAUACAAAGUCUGUUUUAAUUCAAAUAAGAAAAUACAUUAGUCGAAAAUGA
Messenger RNA from Paramecium sonneborni, 969 nucleotides. NCBI's taxonomy places the organism in Eukaryota, Ciliophora, Oligohymenophorea, Peniculida, Parameciidae. The record is from the annotation of a GenBank genome assembly.